This is a messenger RNA of Symbiodinium sp. CCMP2592, 5316 nucleotides long. The record is from the annotation of a GenBank genome assembly. Lineage: Eukaryota; Dinophyceae; Suessiales; Symbiodiniaceae.
AUGAGUGGCACAGGACUCGGAUGGCCCGCUUUGGUGCCACCAUACCGCAACCGCCUUGAAGAGUGGUUUAGCACGCCUGAGAAAUUGCAUGCCUCAUUCGACACGAGGGAAGAGCUUGUAUCAUUGCUUAGGGCUUGCGAUAACACACUUCUUGAAAGUAGCCUGCAGUUGAUUGCGGAUGCACUUCUUGAAUGGCAUGCAGACAAUGCUCGCACAGUUGCGAGUGGGCGCAGGGAAUCAAGGAGGCGCUUGACAGAGUGCUUGCCCAGUGUCCCGGGAACUGGCCUUAGCUUGCAUGAGCAUUACAAUCAGAUUGCACUUCAGAGUCCACUUGCGUUGCUUCCGGUUCUUCGCAAGCGGAAGUUAGCUACUGAUAGGGUCGUAGAUCGCGGUGCCAGGGCCACUGAGGAGAUACGGCUUCGGCAGGAGUAUGCAUUGCGUCUUGCGGCCAUCAUGCAGGAGGCGCAACUGCCGGUGUGCAAGGUGCUUGCAGGGGUCAGCAAUGCCGAGGAAGCCUGGCCACGGCUGUUCGGGACCCGUCGAUCCAAGACAUUGAGAAAUCGCUUUAGAGCUUGGGACAAGUUUCGGGAAUGGUUGCUUUAUAGCCGUGGCAGGAGCUAUCCGGAAGGGGUAGCUGAUGUGCUAGAUUAUGCCAAUGAACGAUUCCAGGAAGGAUGUGGAAAGACAGUUCUCGAAAGCCUGCAAGCCUCUCUCAGUGUAAUUGAAGGUGUAGGGCGCGUGCCGUCUACGCAGCAGAUAUCUCAGGAUCCCACAUGGCAGGCGCAGCUCAAAAGUUACACAGCCGAUUUGGUUUCGGCGGCACCGCCGGAGCAGCCAGCCAGCAUGCUCACUGUUGCUAUCGUUCUUGCAUGUGAGAUCUUCGUUUGCACGCCCGGGGAGCUUAGUUACUUGAGAGCAUUGGGCUUUGUCUGCUUAUUGAUGGUUUGGGGAUCGCUUCGGGCUGAUGAUGUUCAGGGGCUCUUGCCGCAGACCAUGCUUCUGGACGAGCGAGGGCUUAGCAUUGAUCUCGCGCGGUCCAAGACUACAGGGCCCGACAAAAGGACCCACACCGUCAAGGUCUUCGUGGAACGGAGUAUCUCUCUGACAGGGCAUGAUUGGCUGAAGGUCGGAUAUGCACUUUGGAAGGAUUUCGAUUUUGAGAGGGAUUAUCUGGUUUUGAAGGCCAAUGAAGGUUUCACGGAACCCCUGGAGAAAUCGGUGCCUUCCUCCACGGUGGCCCUUUACUUCCGCAAAGUUCUCAGUGAGUUGAAAACGCCCAAGCGUGAGGGGCGCACCUGGAAGGCCAAUGAUCAGCGUCCGCUGCUCCCGGGAUACACUUCCAGUCAUUUUACGGGACAUUCUGCGAGGAACUUCCUUAGCUCGGUCGGAGCGGCCAUCGAUGUCGACCCCAGGGAGCUUGAUUAUCUGGGUCGCUGGAAGGUAGGUGGCGAAGGUUCUGCAACCUACAUUCGCACUUCUAGGCAGGUUGUGCAUCGUCUCCAGAGUCACAUUGCUUGUUCCCUUGUCACCGGACAGCCAAAGCACUACAUCGAGGUGGAUUCCAUCAAGGCUUUGACGGACUAUGCAGCUAAGGCGGGGGAGAGCGAGUCUCAGGUUCGUCGCCGUCACACCCUCCUCGAGGGAUCCAAAGGCUUGGGCGGGUCGUGGCCAACUCUGGCAUUGGAAGUGGGUGUUGCGGCACCACCUUCUCCAGUCGAGCAGGUUUCGAUGCCAGGCAGCCGGGGGGAUUACUUCAUCGUUACCUCUCGCACCACAGGCCUGAGGCGUCUGCACAUGUUGGGCUGCUAUGUCAAGCCUGAGAAUUGUUAUGAUGUGAAAUUUGUCAGUCAUGUCGGCGCGGAGGACGUCGAUAACAUUUGCAAAGAUUGCAAAGCAAGAAUGAAGGCUCAGGCCGGCUGUGCCCUGCAAGUCCUAGCCAGAAGUUGGCAUGAGUUGCUUAUGCAAGGGAGGAAGUCUCACUCGGCGCAGGCCGUGAGGUGCCGGCGGAUUCCGCAUCCUGUCACAGGCCUCAGGGCGACGGGUGGACACAUCGCAGUGCAGCUAAAGGCCUCAGGGCGGCUAGCAAUCCAAGUCCUACAGGGCCACAGGCGAUUCCAGGCAAUCGCCGAUUCCCGGCCGGAAGCUCGGGCUGCUGGGAAGGCGGACUUUGGUCUUGAUGAUGGGGCUGCUGAUGGGCGACAACAAAUCGCGGGGGUCGUCGCUGCAUGGGAACUUGCACGCGACGUAAUCAGCAAAGAGACGGAAACACGAGCAGAGGCGAAAGUGUUAGGCCAGCCGCGAAUCUUGCAAGUCACAGAGAGGCAAGCAAUGCUCAAAGCGGUAGCGGCCGUUCACGGGCAGCUGGGAGAGUCGGAGACUCCAUCGUCUGAGUACCUCGCUCUCAAGUGCGAGGAGUGCGAAGCCAAUGAGCCUCAGGCUUCAACCUUGGAUGCCAUAACUUCGAAGAAGAACACGCUCACCACGAGCAUCCAGUCCAGCCUUGACGCUUCGGGGCGAAUUCAUAUUACUCAGCACAAAUCCAAGAGCGAGCUCCCGACUACUACAGAAGCUUAUCGCAAGGUCCUUCGCGUGGAAGCUUUCACGUGGCUAUGCAUGGCAUCCCGCUUUAAAUCCAAGCAGUGGCUUCAGGAUCUUAAGCUGUCUGACUUCGACCACUUCGUGAACUACAUCCUUGGCGAAAAGGUCGCUCAGCUCUCAGUGCCUACGUCUCAUCAGCCAGCCGAUGAGACCUACUUCACGACGCCGCUCGCCUUGUCCAUCAUUGAGCGACCACGCAAGUGGCACAAAGGCAAGGGCAAGGGUGAUGUGGGCUCUUACCUUCAGUCAUUGGGCAAUGUCACUAAUCUUCUUCAGUUCGAUCUUCAGCGCUCCACGGAGCAUGACUUGACUAAGGAAGGCUUGUGGCAGCACAUCUUUCAAUUGCUUGGCGAAGGGGAUUGGAUCCUCAUUGUGGAGCAGGCCAAUUAUUUUCUUGAUCAGACCGUGACGGCAUGUCAACUUGCAUGGCAGUAUGUUCUGGAGCACCCGGAGGAUCUCGGCGCAACGCCGGAUCACGAGUUACCGGCUUCCAUCUGGCAGCUACCAGCUCUGCGUGAGCUCCAGGUUUCCACUCAGGCCAUCACUUUUGCUUUCUUUCAAUGCAGCUUUGAGGCUCCCACUUCCAAACCCACACGCCUUCUCACUAAUCUACGGGCCUUUGUCGAGCAGCCUCCGCCUUUUGCUUCAUGGCCACGCUUCGACUCCAGUGAUCGCUACGUGGGGCCGUUGCCGCCACGCUGCCCGCACGGGAAACAUGACAAAGUCCUUGCAGGCCGAGAAGGCUCCCGCUGGGCGACCGAGUCAUCAGCAGCCUAUCCUCCUCUGUUGUGUGAGUGGCUUGCGCAUGCUGUGCUUGCUUCCGCUUCGCAGGGGGGACUUGGGUCAGCGCCGCACAGCUCCGUUCCAGGUGAGGCAGGUCCAAUGCAGGAAUCCCACGAGGCGACGCAGGAGGUGCAUCAGGAUUUAUGUGAAGUGCCGCAGGGGCUGCACCAGGUGGUUUCCGAUAGGGUAGAGGCGGUUACUGAUAGGGUAGAGGCGGUUGGCUUGAUCGAGUCGGAAGCACCUCCUUCCACUUUGUUGCCGUCGCCAGACUCUUCGGGGUCCGCGUGCAAAGGCUUCCCGGCUUCCACAGAAGCUUUGGCAUCCUUCGUGCGUAGCAACAUGCCCGGGCACCCCUUUACCACGAUUAGCCUUUACCUUAACACUGGCACCAAGCCCCACAAAGACUCCAGGAACGCACCUUUGCCCAAUGGGAUAAUAGGGGUUACUGACUUCGUAGGAGGAGAGAUCUGGGUCGAGGCCCAGGAUGGGGAGUCUGUUCAGAUUGUUGACGGUAAGCGCUUAAGUGGUCACCUUCUUCCGAUCAGUGAGACACCCACCUACAUACAUGCCUACCGCGAUCUUCACCUCACAAUGCCCUGGAAAGGUAAGAGAUUAGUCAUCAUAGCUUUCAGUGUAUCGGAGCAUACUCAGGCAUGCGAUGAGGAUCUCGCGUUUCUUCGCGGGCAUGGUUUCGUCCUUCCGGGCGAAGAGCACAGUGUUGAUCUUGAGGCGGUCCAGUCAGAUGAUUCGGAGGUGCUGGAGGGGGGUGAGGUCGAAAGGCCGGAGCCCUUCAAGCAUCAGGAGUGCCACAACAUCGGGCUGCCUUUGAACCUCGAGUGGGAUGGCAAAACUCAGCCGAUCACGGAUGGCUUUGGACUCUGCUCACCCACUAGAUGGCCUCCGGAAGCCAGGGGGGGCCUGCUGCCCAAGCAGGCUUUGGAGUUCGCCACUGCCAUGCAUCAAGUGCUUCGAGACUUUGUAGCGGACGUUGUGCCUGAUAUCAAGCGCACGGCGAUGGAGCUUGCGCUAGGCCGCCUUAAGGAAUCGCCUUUCACUCCCGAGAUGUUAGGGGUCCUUAGGAAGGAUUGGUUUAGUUGCAUAGAGGUUGCUUCGGGAGGCAAGUGUACGGAUCUUGAUGUGGUGCCGAGUGGCCAGCCAUUCUUCUUGCAUGCUGUGUCUGCGACGGCUCGGCUGUUGCAGGACCCAGAUUGGAAAGCCGUUUCUUGCCAGGAGGACUCCUAUGUCAGCGGGGUCGCGAUCGGUUAUGACUGCCCCGUCGCCGCAGCAAGAUCGGUCAAAAGAGAAGGCGUGGCCUUCCGCACUGAUGCAAAGUGCGCGGACGGGUACGUGGUCCUUGGGGGUUGGGAUUGCGCAGGCACAACUCAGGAGUCCAGAUGGUUCUCACUUCGACUUACUCCCUCAGAGGCCCCUUACCUCUUCGACUCAGAAGGUCACAGUCAGUGGGCUUCGGCAUCGGCUGAAUUGCUGGCCACGCUGGCUGCACUGCACAUCUUCGGUCACCUUGAAGCCGGGCCAACUAGGCGUUUGAUGAAGGUUGAGGUUCUAGCUCAGACGGAUAAUAAGUCUAACGAGGGCUUGACUCGCAAGGGUUCUACAACGCGCUGGCCCUUGCUCAUGGUUAACAUGCAGCUCACCCAUGUUCUCAUGAAGGCCGGCUUGCGGUUGAACUUGGGAUGGCGUCCACGGGACGAAAAUCAGGAGGCCGAUGAUUUAACCAACGAAAUCUUCGACCGUUUCUCUGAGGAGUUGCGGGUCCCAGUGCAGUACUCUGAAUUGCCGCUUUCCUUUCUUCACACUCUUUACGAAGCCAGGCGUGCACAGCUGAGCAGCCGUGAAGUGGAUUCCAUCCGCGACACGGUCGGUGGCAGGCCACGCUUCAGAGGCAAGAGAAAGAGAGAGAAGUCUCCUUGGUGA